Lacerta agilis (Sand lizard) is the source of this 3910-nucleotide messenger RNA. It is a transcript of the gene PAXBP1, whose product is annotated as PAX3 and PAX7 binding protein 1. Gene Ontology annotation, cellular component: nucleus. Gene Ontology annotation, biological process: mRNA splicing, via spliceosome; positive regulation of transcription by RNA polymerase II. Gene Ontology annotation, molecular function: DNA binding. The record is from RefSeq and is a predicted model, not a curated record. The transcript is spliced from 18 exons. The coding region runs from base 101 to 2998 and encodes 965 amino acids. NCBI's taxonomy places the organism in Eukaryota, Metazoa, Chordata, Lepidosauria, Squamata, Lacertidae.
GCGGUCUCCGGGCUGCUGCGGUGGUUGCGCCUCUGCGUCCGUCGCUCUUUUACUGUGCAGGUCCUUUCCCGCGCGCCGGUGUCGGUUGGGCCUAAGCGGAAUGUUCCGCAAGGCGCGGCGCGUGAACGUGCGGAAGCGGAACGAGUCUGAGGAGGACGACGAAGAGCGAGACGAGUCGCCGCCUCAGCAGCAACAGCCGCCGCCGCCGCCGGGAGGGGAUGGGCCUUCUGGAGAGACCGACCUGCUGCCGGGUCCGAAGCCGCCGCUUCUGCCGCUCCCGACGGGCUGCGUGCCCCUAGCCUGUCCCGGUGGUGCUGGCGGCGGCGGCGGCUUCGGUUUCGGCGGCCCUGAAGCGGUCGGCCGAGGCGGCGGUGCCGGCUUGACGGCCCCGCAGCUCCAGCCGCCGCCUGUUCUUACCCCUCCCCCGGCGCCCCCUUCGCAACAGACGCCCCCGGGGAACAACGGGCUCGUGCCGGCGGCUUCUAAGUUCAAGGAGCGCAAGAACAAGAACAAGGAGGAGCUGCCGCCGCCGCCGCCGCCACGCGGGAGCCUCAGCCUCCUCAGCUUCCAAGAUGAAGAAGAAGAAGCAGAAGAAGUUUUUAAAGUGAAGAAAUCAAGUUACAGCAAAAAGAUAGUAAAGCUUCUUAAGAAAGAAUACAAAGAAGACCUUGAAAAAUCGAAGACAAAACCAGAAACCAAUUCUUUAGCAGAUGCCGAACAGUUUGCUGACAAAACGGGACAGAUUAAAGAUGCAAUUCAAGAAGAUGGGGCUGCAAACAGUGAACAAGGAGAAGAGGAGAUGGAAGUUGAAAGUGAGAAAGAAGAAGAAAAGCCAAAAGCUGUAGGAGCAUUUUCAAGUACUUUGUCUUCUCUGAAUGUUCUGCGUCCAGGAGAAAUUCCAGAUGCUGCUUUUAUUCAUGCUGCUAGGAAAAAGCGCCAAAUGGCUCGUGAGCUUGGGGACUUUUUGCCACUUGACAGUGAUCCAGGGAAAGGGCGCCUUGUUAGAGAAGAUGAAAAUGAUGCCAGUGACGAUGAAGAUGAUGAUGAGAAGCGAAGAAUAGUCUUUUCUGUGAAAGAGAAGUCCCAAAGGCAAAAAAUUGCAGAGGAAAUAGGUAUCGAAGGAAGUGAUGAUGAAGCCCUGAUUGCUGGGGAACAGGACGAAGAACUCAGUCGAUGGGAGCAAGAACAGAUACGUAAAGGCAUUAAUAUACCUCAGGUUCAAGCAAGUCAACCUGCUGAAAUGAAUAACCUGUACUACCAGAAUGCUUACCAUACAAUGCCUUAUGGUUCAUCUUAUGGCAUUCCUUACACAUAUGCUGCUUAUGGAUCAUCGGAGACAAAAUCUCACAAAACAGAUAAUACAAUACCUUUCAAAACUCCCAGUAAUGAGAUGACUCCUGUUACUAUUGAUUUGGUAAAGAAACAGCUUAAAGACAGGUUGGACUCAAUGAGAGAAUUUCACAAAGCAAAUCAGCAGCAACAUGAGAAGCACCUGCAAAGCCGUGAUGAGUCUACCAAGGCAAUUGAAAGAUUGGAAGGGUCUUCUGGGGGUGUUGGUGAACGGUAUAAAUUUCUGCAAGAAAUGCGAGGGUAUGUCCAAGACUUGCUUGAGUGUUUCAAUGAAAAGGUGCUCCUGAUUAACGAACUCGAAUCAGCAAUGCAUCAGCUGUACAAACAGCGAGCUUCCCGCCUUGUCCAAAGACGACAAGAUGAUAUUAAAGAUGAAUCUUCGGAGUUUUCAAGCCAUUCAAGUAAAGCACUGAUGGCACCAAACCUUGAUUCUUUUGGACGAGACAGAACACUGUACCAAGAACAUGUUAAAAGGCGGACUGCAGAAAGAGAAGCAAGAAGAGCUCGUCGUAGACUUGCCAGAGAGCAAUCUGGGAAGAUGGCUGAUCACCUUGAAGGCCUUUCUAGUGAUGACGAAGAAACUUCCACAGAUACUACAAACUUCAAUAUGGAACGAGAUCGCAUUUUGAAGGAGUCCAGCAAAGUUUUUGAAGAUGUGGUAGAAAACUUUUCAUCCAUUGACGCCAUUAAGUCGCAGUUUGAAGCAUGGCGUUUCAAGUAUUCAUCUUCUUACAAUGAUGCUUAUAUUGGCCUUUGUUUACCUAAGCUAUUAAAUCCUUUAAUAAGACUUCAGUUACUUACCUGGAACCCUUUGGAGGAUAAGUGCCAAGACUUUGAGAGUAUGCUAUGGUUUGAAUCUUUGCUAUUUUAUGGAUGUGAAGAAUACGACCAAGAGAAAGAUGAUGCUGAUGUUUCACUAUUGCCUACUAUUGUGGAAAGAGUGCUUCUGCCUAAAUUAACAGUACUUGCUGAAAAUGUAUGGGACCCUUUUUCUACAACACAGACAUCUAGGAUGGUAGCCAUUACCCAGAAAUUAGUAAAUGGUUAUCCAUCAGUGGUACAUGCAGAAAACAAAAACACACAGACAUUACUAAAAGGCCUCUUGCUUAGAAUGAGGAGAACACUAGAUGAUGAUGUAUUCAUGCCACUUUAUCCGAAAAGUGUCUUAGAAAACAAGAACUCUGGUCCUUACUUGUUUUUCCAGCGGCAGUUUUGGUCUUCAGUGAAGUUAUUAGGAAACUUUCUGCAGUGGCAUGGAAUCCUUUCCAACAAAACCUUACAAGAGUUAUCAAUAGAUGGAUUGCUAAAUAGAUACAUUCUUAUGGCUUUCCAGAAUUCUGAGUAUGGAGAUGACAGCAUUAAGAAAGCUCAAAGUGUAAUCAGUUGUUUCCCUAAACAGUGGUUCACUAAUCUUAAAGGAAGUAAGACAAUAUCACAUCUAGAAAACCUCUGUAGAUAUCUUGUUCAUCUUGCUGAUACAGUAUACAGAAAUAGCAUUGGAAGCUCUGAUGUAGAAAAAAGAAAUGCAAGGGAGAAUAUAAAACAGAUAAUAAAACUUCUGUCAAGUAUUCGAGCACUGGACCAUGCUGCAACAGUUGCAAAUGAUCAUAAUGUGAAAGAGUUAAAAAAUUUAAGUGAAGGGAAAUAAAACUUUGUCUGUUAAUUCUGGGCUUUAAAAAUCAUUCCUGAAGUGUAAUUUUGUACAUAUGUAAAGUUUUCUUAUAUUGUAAACGAUGUUUUUAAUACAAAGUGCAUUCUUAUAUACAGCAUCUGUAAGAGUAUUGAUGUCUUCAAAGUGAAAAAGAAGCCAGGAAAACUGCAUCUUGUUUACAAAACUUUUUUACUACAUGGUGGCCAUCUAGUCACUAAACUGCCCAUUAGUUAAUAGGAAAUUCUACACUGUAAAAUUCAUUUAACUGAUCUGCAAAUAUUUAUAUUCCCAUAAUUAUAUGUUUGAAAUAAUGGUUUAUUUCAAAGUAAGAUAUUCAGUAAUUUGGUAAUAAAAUUGGUCAUAAAUAUAUGAAUAUAGUAUGACCUGGGUAAGAGUACAGAAGUGUCCAAAAUUGUAACAGUGUUGUUUGAAGUGUAUGUACUGGUGACAAAAAUAGCUGAAAGUUCACAGCUGCAUUUAGGUAAUGGUAUGGUCACAAUUAAAACUCAAGACACUUCAUUGUAUAAUUUUUUAUCCCUUUAACUCUUACUGGCAAUAUAUUUUCUCACAAUUUAAUAAUUCAGAUUAUUAACCCUCCCCCAUGUCCACAUAUUUGUUUAUAUCCUAUGGUCACAAUAUUGACUAUUCCAAAAUGUUGCAUUGUUUAAUAUUUAAAGAAUAAAUCAUUUUAUUUUUGAGUCAUGGCUUGCUACUACUGAGAUUAGUUUGAAUUCUGAAGAAUAUUGUCACUGUUGUAGAUAGUCUGCUUAUCUUCAAGUGUAGUAUAUUAUACUUGAGAAAAGUAGAAAUUGAAAUAUUAAAUAACUUUGGAUCAUUGUACUUGAUGAUGCUCCUGUCAUGUGAUGUAAAGAAAAUAUUAAAUGUACAGUCUGCUUUUUGAACACUGAA